CACACACACAAAUACACACACACUUCCGUGUUGAUGACACUGCGGGCGCGUGAGACGGAGCCGGUUUUCGGUGCUGUGUAGUGUGUGUGCGCAGUGUGUCGAGUGUGUGCAGUGUGUCGAGUGUGUCGAGUGUGUGGUGUGUGUUUCUUCGAGUGUUUCGAUUGCCGCGAUGUUCCUCCGAGUCGUGUGUGUGUUCUGUGUUUUCAGCUGCGUGUCAAUGCAGUAUGUCCCUCCGUUCACAGAGGACUGUCGGACAGGGAUGUAUCCACCCAACGGCCCAACGUUUAAAGGUGCAGUUACUUGGUACACCGUUGACCUUGACUUGCUCCCCAGCAAACGAUGGACAGAAAUCAUCACGGAUAAGAAGAAUGAGCUGAUAAACAUGGUUCAGGCCAUCAAAGAUCUGGCAGAUGAGUUUGUCCCUAGUGGCCGCCUUGAGGAGCUCAUUGACAAGGCUUUGCCCUUGAUGGUCGACACUCUCCCGUAUCCUUUCAACGAAGAAAUCAAAGGAAUCGCAGCAGCUUCCGGAGUUCCUUUGGGCGAGGUCGUUCUUUUCAACAUUUUCUACGAGAUCUUCACCGUGUGCACUUCACUGGUCGCUGAAGAUCCUGAUGGAAACCUCAUUCAUGCUCGGAAUUUGGACUUCGGGCUUUUUAUGGGCUGGGACAUCAAGAACCAGUCAUGGGUGAUCACAGAGCUGCUGAAGCCUCUUGUGGUGAACGUGGAUUUCCGGAGGAACAACAGCACCGUGUUCCAAUCCACAAACUUUGCCGGCUACGUGGGCAUGCUCACCGGCGUCCGACCUUACAUGUUCACCCUCACAAUGAACGAGAGAUUCAGCUUGGAUGGAGGCUACAUCGGUAUUCUGGAGUGGAUUCUGGGGAAGAGAGACGGCGUAUGGAUGAGCUUUCUGACUCGUUCCGUCUUAGAAAACGCCACUAGCUAUGCCGAGGCUAAGAAGCUGCUUUCGGACACAAAGCUGUUGGCUCCUGCGUACUUCAUUUUGGGAGGCAAUCAGAGUGGAGAGGCGUGCAUCAUCACCCGCUCCCGAACACACAACCUCAACCCUCUGGAGUUGGAUGUUCAGCAUGGCCGUUGGUACGUGUUGGAGACAAAUUAUGACCACUGGAAGAUGCCACUUUUCCUUGACGACCGUAGAACCCCAGCCAUGAAGUGCAUGAACCAGACCACACAGGCUAAUGUCUCCAUUAAGACGGUGUAUGACGUCCUGUCCACUAAACCCGUCCUGAACAAGUUAACUACUUACACUACACUGAUGGAAGUGUCUAAGGGGAAGUUGGAGUCGUAUAUCCGAGCCUGUCCAAACCCCUGCAUGCCGUGGUGAUCUCACACUCGUCUCUCCAGAACAGAACGUUUUUCAUAACGAGUUCAUCCUGCAAAUAAUAUCAAAUAUUCUUCAUUAUCAUUUUAUAAUCAAAAUAAUCAUAACACUCGUUUUAGUCAUUAAUUCCACACAACACUCCUCUGCUCAGAACAUCAUCUAUCUAUCUGUCUGUCUGUCUGUCUGUCUGUCUCUCUUUCUGAGCAGUUUCCUAGCAAAUUGUUUAUUAGAGUAUUUCAGGUUGAGAUGCUGCUACUCAGUGUAACUAACCACACACACACACACACACACACACACACACACACACACGACCUAGGUAUGAAUGUGCACAGCUGAUUGGUGUAUUAUGUGAGUAGAUUAUACACAGUAAUAAUAAUAGUAACACAUCAAUGCGCUUCAUAUUAUAAUUAUACUUUAUGAUGCUUAAUUACAAUCAUGUUACUAUGGGAACACUUGGGGGGGCGGAGCUAAGCAGAGGCUCCCCAUGAGCUACAAAUGGUCUGAACUUGAACUUGUGUCAGUGAAUUACAUGAAUUAUGUUCAGAAUAAUUUUUUUAUACCGGAUUUCAGAGAUGCAUAAGAUUACAGCUUCACACUCUUUUAUUUUUAUUUUAUGGAUUUGUGUUUGAACAGUUGAAUCCUGUGAUUUUGAAAUGAAAACUGUUUGCAGUGUUGUUGAAAAUAAAAUUAAAAAACUAUACUAACA
Molecule: messenger RNA, 2048 nt
Organism: Silurus meridionalis
Lineage: Eukaryota; Metazoa; Chordata; Actinopteri; Siluriformes; Siluridae
Gene: asah1b
Product: N-acylsphingosine amidohydrolase (acid ceramidase) 1b
Exons: 14
Coding region: 170-1345 (391 amino acids)
Biological process (GO): fatty acid metabolic process
Cellular component (GO): lysosome
Molecular function (GO): N-acylsphingosine amidohydrolase activity; fatty acid amide hydrolase activity
Source: RefSeq, a predicted model, not a curated record